Messenger RNA from Nematolebias whitei (Rio pearlfish), 2608 nucleotides. It is a transcript of the gene dact1, whose product is annotated as dishevelled-binding antagonist of beta-catenin 1. Lineage: Eukaryota; Metazoa; Chordata; Actinopteri; Cyprinodontiformes; Rivulidae. The transcript is spliced from 4 exons. Gene Ontology annotation, biological process: negative regulation of canonical Wnt signaling pathway; regulation of Wnt signaling pathway, planar cell polarity pathway; negative regulation of JNK cascade. Bases 138 to 2474 code for a protein of 778 amino acids. The record is from RefSeq and is a predicted model, not a curated record. Gene Ontology annotation, cellular component: cytoplasm.
CCGUUUCCCGCUGGCUGGGUGGUGGGUUUUGUAUCGGAACCAGAUUUGUGGGUGGGGGGUCCGCAGGAGUUCUGGUCUCACCACGAUGCUCCAGAACUCCUUCGAAUCCGGUUCUGGUUAAUCCUCCAGAGAGACACAUGCCGCAGUCCGAACCCUCCAGGCGGGACCGAGCUCCGGACCGACAGGAUGCCGAGCGGUCGGGCUCGGUUCGGGACCGUCUGGAGCUGAUCGGCUUGGUGCUGGGAGAACUGGACUUCCUCCGGCAGAGACAGGAGCUGCUGGUCCGGACCGCCCUGCAGGAGGAGGAAGAGGUCCUUGAGGCUCAGCUGGACUCAGAGGAGAACAUCCUGGUUCUGAACCGUCUGAGGUGGAGAGACGCUGCUCUGAUCACUCAGCUCCACCAGCUGGACCAACAGAUCCAGGAGCUGCGACUGAACCCCGAGGCGUCUCAAGUCCAGCCGGAACCUGACAGCAGACCGAGUUCCGGUUUCUACGAGUUGAGUGAUGGGACGUCUGCCUCGCUGUCCAACUCGUCUCACUCCGUCUUCAGUGAAGGUUUCAGCUCAGCAGCCGACUCUGAAGGACCCCUCCCAUUCAAAGAGAAACCAGAUGGCUGCUUGGACUGGGAUGUUCUCGUCUCAGGACUCUGCGGUGACUCCCUCGAUGCCGCCUCCUUCCUAGGUCCCAGUGACUUCCGGUCCAAGUCUUUCUUUGGACCGUUGGCCCAAAAUGCCAGUGAAACGUACCGUUACGCUGCCCCUCUGCACGCCGAGGCUACCCAGGACCUUGGUUUUCUGCAGACCAGAGAUGAAGCCGGUACUGAACCAGAAACCUCCCCUGACUCUGUUUCAAUCCCUCCGGUACCUCAGAACUCCUUCCUCCAAACACGCUCAAAUAGGCACCUGGACAGUUACAUCUACAGUCUGCUGCAGCGGAGGGCCCGGCCCAUCAGGUCCAGCAGACCCAGAACCAGCUUCAGCACAGACCCCUCAAAAAGCAUCCUGAGGCAGGCCAGCUUCUGUGGAAGGCUGAUGUCAAUUCCUGGUUCUGGUUUGGGAAAUCCAAGAUCUUUGUUCCCUGCUAUAGGAACCACAGCAGAAUCUGGACCAACCUCAUCUUCACAAAAGAAAAACUGUAUGGAAACCAGAAGCGAGGAGCUGAAUGGUAUUCAUGGUGACAUGAUUCGAACUGGUCUCAGAGUCAACAGCAGUGAGUCUGGAUCACCUGGUGGCUCUCACAUCCAGAACAGUGGUUCUGUCUCUAUUAGGGACAGCAAUACCAAGAGGGGAAACGGUUCCUCCCCUCAUUCAGCUGCAACUCUUCUCAAGGACUUUAGAAACCAAGAAAGUCCUUCAGCUAACUCCUCCCACAAAAAAACAUGUCAGCCUUGUUGUCCCACUAACCAGGAGCUGGUUCUUUCAUCAUCUCUAGCAGGAGAUGAUGUUGGAACCAGCUGGGAGAAUCAUCCUGGGAUAAUACAGACCAGUUCUUCCAAGAAUGGACCCCAGCUUCUCCAAAGUGGCCCAGCAAAGAAUGCAGAAAAGUCAGUCCCACAGCUCUCCAGUCUGGGUGGAUCAUCUAAGAAUCUGACAAAUGGUGGAAGAGAAGGACAACAGAGGAUUGUGGGUAACGGCUGGUCCCUCCCUGCCAAGCAGCAGAACCUGAAAGACUGCAGGGGCAGCAGCAAGAACAUCAAGACUUCCAAGAUGGCACUAAGGACACUGUUGGCCCUCGAAGCCAACGAGCUGCCUUCAGAGAGAAAAGGUGAUAAAUCCUGCCACAAGUUUAGCUCCAGGACAAUCCUGUUACUGGAAGAUGCAAGCUCUGCAAACGUCAAGACAUCUCGCAGAGGUACAUCCGUUUCAGAAAGACAAGUCCUGGACAAACACGCCAAGUCAAACAGCCUGCAGUCCGGUGGAUCCAAGCCCCAUCGGCACGCAAUCCAACGACGACACCACAACCACCAUCACCGUGUGUGCAAUCAACCAAAACACAAGCGUACUGAUCACCGGCGCUUACGGGUGAUCGCAGAGAUUCCAUCAAGCAGAGCUAAGAAGAGUGUCCUGAAGAGACAGAGACACCUGCACCCCCCGUCUGGAGGCCAGCAGGGCAGUCCGUACUCCUACGUGACAGGAAGUGACUCAGAGUAUUCAGCAGAGUGUUUGUCACUCUUCCACUCCACCAUCAUGGACACCAGCGAGGAUGAGAGGUCCAACUAUACCACAAACUGCUUCGGAGACAGCGAGUCCAGUGAGCAAGAAGAGGAGAACGGCACCACCACAGACCGAGAGGAGAGUGUCGGAGGUGGCCCGGUAGUACCAAGAAGAGGGAAGGGGAGGCGGCAGUCAGGAGCAAAGCAGGACAGUCAUCUGGGUCACACCAAGACCUUGAUAAAGAUUAAAGCAUCUCACAACCUGAAGAAGAAGAUCCUCGGGUCCAGAUCAGGUUCUCUCAAACUCAUGACCACUGUGUGACCCACCAAACCAGACCAGAACCAUACUGGUUGGACCUGUCUGACCAGGCUACAGGUUGCCUUACAUCCAUGCAUCUUCUGUGCCUGAAAUAAACCCAGAACUUGAACGUUUACAGACCCAACUACAGUUCCAAA